This is a messenger RNA of Cotesia congregata, 789 nucleotides long. NCBI's taxonomy places the organism in Eukaryota, Metazoa, Arthropoda, Insecta, Hymenoptera, Braconidae. The record is from the annotation of a GenBank genome assembly.
AUGAUAAUAAAUAUCCAAAACGGCGGAGUAACUCCAAUCAUGACGAUGGACGUGAGUAAAUCGGAAACGAACAAAAACGGCUCGGCGCAGCAGGAGAUAUGCGCGGGAUGUCACAAAACCAUAACAGAAAGGUUCCUCCUGAAAGCCUUGGACCUACUGUGGCAUGAAGACUGUCUGAAGUGCAGUUGCUGUGAUUGCCGAUUAGGCGAAGUAGGAUCAACAUUAUAUACAAGAGCCAAUCUGUUACUUUGCAAAAGGGAUUACCUGAGGAUAUUCGGCCACGAGGGGCAUUGUUCGGCUUGUUCCAAAUCAAUACCGCCCUUCGAGAUGGUAAUGAGAGCUCGGACGAACGUUUACCACUUGGAGUGCUUUGCGUGCCAGCAGUGUAAUCAUCGUUUCUGCGUAGGAGACAGGUUCUACCUUUGCGACAACAAAAUCCUCUGUGAGUACGACUACGAAGAGAGACUAGUUUUCGCGAAUAUGGCCCUACACCCCCCAGUAUCUCUCACCCAUUUGAAAAGACAACUUCCGCCGACACCAACGCCGACGCCUCCGGGAGCUACGCAGAAUCUCCAUCCGGGUCACAAUCAGAUUCAUCAAGGACAUCCGCCACAGACACUCGGACAAUCUGUGCCACACAAUCACGUCAAUGGUCAAAUAUCAAGUACACCAAUAAACGGAAUGUCAGGAGCACGUGGUCCAGGUGACAUGAAUAAUAACGGGUUAUCGGGUCCAGGAUUAGGGGCAGUCAAACCACCCCCGAUGUCAAUGCCGGCACCGACCAGCUGA